GCGGCCGGGAGCGCCGCCGCCGACGUGCCGGAGCUGGGAGCCCUCCCCGCCAAGCUGCGCCCCCCGGGCUCCCUGGUCGCCGCGGCGGCUGCCGGGCGCGGGGGCCAGCCGGGGGAGCCCGGGGGGCGGGUGGGCGCCAAGGCCCUGCUCAUCGCCCUGCCCGACACUGGGGAGGAGGCAGCCCGCAGCCCGCGGCGUCUGGCGAAGGGGCUGUCCAGAGGUUCUGCAAAUCAGUGUCCUUCUGGAAGAUGUGGAGAGUCUCUUCCAGCAGUUUUUGAGAGAAAUGUGCAGGAAGCUAUCGACAAUUAUACUUGUGAAACGCUUUCAUCACUUUCAUCUAGUGGUCAUACAACACCCACGGAGUUGAAUAAUUCUUGGUCUGGAAUAAACAGCUAUACUACCAGUUUGUCUACUGAAAGAAGUUCAGUUUUCUCCUGGAGGGAUGAUGAAUUUGAUAAAGCCAACACAGAGAGAGUGCAUCAGUUAUUUUGGGAGAUUGAUGAAAUGCUGUUUGAAGGAAAAGUAACCUCCCAAACUCAGAGCCUGCAGGCAGAAUGUGCAGACUGGGUUGAACAAUUUCCUCAUCUCAGGGUUCUAGGAAAGCAGCUCCUAUUGCCAGAGGAUGAAGGCUUUCAGUAUUUUCAGAGCAGAAGUGAUACCUCUGUGGAUACUAAGUGUUUACCUGGCCUCCGUGAAUGUACUAGUAACAUAAAAGAGCUCUGCAUUUCAGGCUCUAAACUGAUCCCAACAGCAUCUCCACUACAUAAAUCACUAGAUUCAAGUUCCACUAAGAUUUCUGCCUCUGACUCAUCCAUGUAUUCAUUCCUGGAAGAAGAAAUCUAUGAUGUGGAUGGAAAAAUAGAAGAGUAUCUUGCCUUUGACAACAAGGAGCUCGAUGAUGAGAGCUGGGAACAAAAGAAAAUGCAUCUUGCUGAGAAGAGGAGUAAGCAUGGCAUUCCCCCUGUUUCUCCCGAUGCCUGUAUCAAAGAUGCUGUGGCUUCUGAAGUAUUUGAUCAUAUCUGGAGCAACGUGAUUGGAAUAUUGGAGGAACUGAUUAAAAAAAAUUGGGAAACUAGUAUCACAGAGGGUGACAAACACGUGGAAAAACUGAAAGCUGUUACAGCAAAACUGCCACAUUUGCCAGUCGUUUCAAUUACAUCGGAUGCUGGGAGUGUUCCUCUUUCCAGAGGCUCUGAAGCACGAAGUUUAUCUUUUGGGUCUCAUUUGGCUUCCUCGCAGGUUCACCGUUUCUCCAGCAACUUCUGUAGUGAUUUGAAUGGUGUGAUGACAAUUCAAGCAAAACCACUCCAACAAAGGCAUGUUGUCACAGUAGAAAAAAUACAGAAUGAGCAAGAAGACAAACAGCGUAACAUUGGCUCCAGUGCUCCAAGUUCAGUGCACACUAGGUUGCGGAGAAGUGCUGAUAACAGUUUUCUCUCAUCAUCUCGGGUACUGCUGGCAUCUUCUAGGAAGCUAGCAAGCCAUCGUAGGUUACCUUCUCUCACUUCUGACCAACUCUCCUCAAAAGCUCCUAAUAUGUACAAUGAUGAGAUCCUUAGGGGGACUAAAUUGGGUGUCAGCUCGGAUCGUUUAUCUUCUGCUUGUACAUCUACAACCCGGAACAAGUUACCACCAAUAAACUCGGAGGCUGUUGAGCAAUAUCUUUCAGUACCUCGACUGCAGCAGAGCUCUCAUCGAGGACGAUAUGCACGUAGCAGAGUGUCAAGCGCAGUGCCUGGCAGUACAGAGCAACGGCCUCUCAGAGAGAGAACUGUUAUUAUUGAUCAAUUUUCAAGGCCCAACACAACUCAUACAUUCAGGGUAUGUUACAAUACAGACACACCUCAGAAGAGACCGCUGACUUCCAUGGAUUUUGCUAGCCACAGAGGGACAGGUCAAGGAUUUUUAAUAGGCUCACAGCAUUACUACAGAUCAUUUCAGAGAAAUCCUCUAACCUCAAGGAAGAGAUUUCAGAUUGCUUCUUAACCUAGUUUAGGAAGAAACAGAAACCCCCUGCACUGAACAGAAGACUGAAGUGCUGAAUUUGCCAGCUGGUAUCCUGUGAAACAAAGAAUAUGUGCAGUAUGCUGGUUUCUGAGCCUUGCAAUCCUCAGCAUGCCUGCAUUGCCUUCUUUUAAAGCUGUCUGACCAGAGGUUAGAUUAAAAAUCAGAGCAAAAUGAAAUAAAUGGUUGAGGUGUCUGUUCUGUUUGCAGACUCAAGAUGCUGCUGCUGCUGCUGCACUUUCUUCUCAGGCAUUCCUCCUUUUCCUGUCUUUCCUUAGGGAAUUGUUUUUCUACCUAUAGAAGCAAAUAAGUUAUGUUUAAGCUUUGAAGUCCUGUUCCCACUUUUUUGUGUUUCCUCAGUGUUAAAGAUGUUCUAGUCUGUCCAAACAUCAGUCAUAUAUCUAAAAAUAAUACUUCUAAACAGGAGUUUGUGGUAUCUCCUCUUUAAUCGUUAUUUUAACGUUUCUGUUUUUCAGUCUGUCUGGUUAUUGCAGUUGCUCUCUUGUAAAUAUUGUCUGUCCCUGCCUUUUCUUCUUCCUUUAAUUCUUUUAGAUGGAAUUCGUUCAUUGCCUCUGCUUACACUGUUCUAGUCAUCAGUAACUAUGGGAACUGCUGGGAUAAACUUUGUUUACAGGAAGCAAUGUUUUCCCUGCCAGGCCAAACAUGUUUAUAGAUGCUUAACAGUUGAAUCUGUUUUCUGACAAGUCAGUAAGACUGAUCCACUUCUUGAGAUUUCUUAGAAAAUAUUGCCUGUUAUUGUACAAAUUAAUCAUAUUUUGAAAUAUCCAAGCCUUCAAAGUUUUAACAUGAAAAUAUGUACUUAACUGACGAAAGAGUUAUUCCAUACCUCUUUGUGUAGACCCAAAUGCAAAGAUCAAAGAGGAGAUUGGGAUGGCAUUCUGCCUAGAGAUCGCAGCCCUGAUCAGGUCCCUGGCUAUUAGUACUGUGUGCAUUUGCAGCCAGGGAUUCCUUGUUCCAUCAGAGAGCCAGCAGUUGAAGUAGAUGUGGUUGAAGAGCUGUUGAAGGGGAAAGGGAGGAGGAAUAAAAGUUAAGUUUUGGCCAAAUUGUGCAGUUAAGAACAGAAUCAGUUUCUUCUACUUGGGAACUAAUACCAGUUCUCCUCACUUCUUUUUAUGAAUGUUCAAGGAUUUGUAAUCCAAGGCAAAACACUUGUAAUCUAUAUUUUAUAUCUGUACUGUUAAUCAGAUUUCUGUUUUUUGUAAAUGUCAUCAAGAGCUGCAUUCUUUUGAGUAAAUGAAAGUAUUUUUAAAUUA
Molecule: messenger RNA, 3278 nt
Organism: Phalacrocorax carbo (great cormorant)
Lineage: Eukaryota; Metazoa; Chordata; Aves; Suliformes; Phalacrocoracidae
Source: RefSeq, a predicted model, not a curated record